Molecule: messenger RNA, 308 nt
Organism: Leptosomus discolor (cuckoo roller)
Lineage: Eukaryota; Metazoa; Chordata; Aves; Leptosomiformes; Leptosomidae
Source: RefSeq, a predicted model, not a curated record
GCGGUGAGACGGAGGAGGAGAUCCUCCGCGUGGACAUGCUGGAGAACCAGAUCAUGGAUUUCCGCAUGAGCCUGGUGAUGGUCUGCUACAACCCCGACUUCGAGAAGCUCAAGCCGGGCUACCUGGAGCAGCUCCCGGGGAAGCUGAAGCUCUUUUCCAACUUCUUGGGGGACAGAAAGUGGUUUGCAGGGGAAAAGCUCACCUUCGUGGACUUCCUCAUGUUCGACGUGCUGGACCAGAACCUCAUCUUCGAGCCCAAGUGCCUGGAGCCCUUCAAGAACCUCAAGGACUUCAUGGACCGCUUUGGG